AUGCCGACCAACAAAGCUGCCUGGCUCACCGAGCCAAAGUCAUAUCCCUUCCAAAUAAAGGAUGCCCCGUUUCCCACGGCUGGACCGGGAGAGGUUGUGAUUAGGAAUGUUGUCACUGCUUUAAAAUACCCAACCAUCCUGGGGGCGGAUGCCGCUGGAUAUAUCGAAGAGGUUGGCGAGGGUGUUACGCAUCUGCAAAAGGGUCAGCGAGUGAUUGGCAAAGCCGCCGCGAAUCUCGUCGCGCCGAUCCCCGAUGACAUGAGCUUUGAGGCGGGAUCAGUACUUCCCCUCGCCAUCGCAACCGCUUCGGUGGGUCUUUACAAGAAGAAGUAUCUCGGCCUGCCGUUACCUGGCUCAACACCAGCACCGACGGGCAAGGCAUUGCUUGUAUGGGGUGGAGCCUCAUCAGUUGGCGGCACGGCGGUGCAGCUUGCGGUUGCCUCGGGAUUGAGGGUUAUCACGACGGCUUCGAAGGCCAACUUUGACAAGGUAAAAGAAUUAGGAGCUGACACCGUUCUCGACUACCACUCUGAAACUAUCGUCGACGAUGCCAUCAGGGUGUUGUCUGGGACGGACCUUGCGGGGGUGUACGAUGCGAUCUCCUCUCAGCGAUCUUUGCAACCCAUCGGCGCUAUUCUGGACAAGCUUGGGCCGCACCAGGUGGUGACGGUGCUACCUGUGGAGGGAAACUUUGGAAAGAAUGCGCUCAUGUCAUUCGAGACGGCCUUUCAAAUCACCGAAAACCCUGAGGAAGUCGGCGAUCCGGUUUGGAGAGAAUUUGUGCCUGGAGCGCUCAAAAACGGUCAGCUGAAGGCGAAACCAGAUCCCGAGGUGGUGGGAAAGGGGCUGGAGUCGAUUCAGGGUGGGCUUGAGCGGCUCAAGAAAGGGGUCUCUGCGACGAAGCUGGUGAUUCAGUAUUGA
Messenger RNA from Colletotrichum chrysophilum, 921 nucleotides. RefSeq lists its product as uncharacterized. NCBI's taxonomy places the organism in Eukaryota, Fungi, Ascomycota, Sordariomycetes, Glomerellales, Glomerellaceae. The transcript is spliced from 4 exons. The record is from RefSeq and is a predicted model, not a curated record. The coding region runs from base 1 to 921 and encodes 306 amino acids. Gene Ontology annotation, molecular function: oxidoreductase activity, acting on NAD(P)H.